AUGGCUAGCAUCUACAACAAGCCUGGCUUUGACUUUACAAACGUCGUCCGCAAUUCAUUUCUCGAGACGAAGGGAAUCCAUCUCCCAAAGGCAACGAGCACGGGCACCACAAUUGUAGGAUGCUUGUUCAAAGACGGCGUCGUUCUCGGUGCAGACACACGAGCGACAAAUGGUCCAAUUGUUGCAGACAAGAAUUGCGAAAAGAUUCACUACAUCGCCCAGAACAUCAGAUGCUGUGGUGCGGGAACUGCUGCAGAUACAGAGUUUACAACCGCAUUGAUAUCGUCUAAUAUCGAGCUGCAUGCCCUAUCCACUGGUCGCAUCCCAAGAGUGGUCACGGCAAUGACCAUGCUCAAGCAAAUGCUCUUCAGGUAUCAGGGAAACAUUGGUGCUGCCCUGGUGCUCGGAGGUGUAGACGAGACUGGUCCAAACCUUUUCACUGUCGCCCCGCACGGUUCGACAGACAAAUUGCCGUACGUAACGAUGGGAUCAGGAAGUCUCGCGGCAAUGUCGAUAUUCGAAACGGAGUGGCAAGCCGGUCUUGACCGCGAUGCCGCCGUAGCUCUCGUCUCGAAGGCCAUUCAAGCCGGUAUCUUCAACGACCUCGGCUCAGGAUCCAAUGUCGACGUAUGCAUCAUCACCAAAGACCGCACAGACAUGUUGCGCAACUACUUGACACCCAAUGAGAAGGUGGAGAAGGAAAAGCACUACAAGUUUAGGCGUGGCACGACCGACUGGAAGAAAGACCGGGAGAUUGUCGUCUUCCACGAAGAGGUUAGACCAAUUGGAGCUGGAGGUACUGAUGCGAUGGAUACAUCAUAA
Serendipita indica DSM 11827 is the source of this 822-nucleotide messenger RNA. The record is from the annotation of a GenBank genome assembly. Lineage: Eukaryota; Fungi; Basidiomycota; Agaricomycetes; Sebacinales; Serendipitaceae.